Messenger RNA from Lampris incognitus (smalleye Pacific opah), 15529 nucleotides. It is a transcript of the gene kmt2a, whose product is annotated as lysine (K)-specific methyltransferase 2A. The record is from RefSeq and is a predicted model, not a curated record. Bases 1 to 13659 code for a protein of 4552 amino acids. Gene Ontology annotation, cellular component: histone methyltransferase complex; nucleus. NCBI's taxonomy places the organism in Eukaryota, Metazoa, Chordata, Actinopteri, Lampriformes, Lampridae. The transcript has 35 exons. Gene Ontology annotation, molecular function: protein binding; histone H3K4 methyltransferase activity; zinc ion binding. Gene Ontology annotation, biological process: positive regulation of DNA-templated transcription.
AUGGCGCACAGCUGUCGGUGGCGGUUCCCCGCUCGGCCCGGAGGGAGCAGCAACUCCGGUACCGGGAGGAGAGCGGGCCGAAUCAGGGUCACUGCCUCUCUCCGGAGUGUCCCGGGGACCCACCCCAGCACGACUGGUCUCGGACCCGGGUUUGAUGCUGCACUACAGGUCUCCUCGGUUAUCGGCAGCAACCUGCAGAAAUUUCGGGAUGUUUUAGGGGAAUCGAGUGACUCGAGCAGCGGGGAGGAAGAAGCAUUUGGAGGAUUUGGAACAGCCACUGAGCAGAAAAGAAUACAGAGCCCUUCAAGGACUUCUGCAGGUGCUUCAACACAGGAAAAAAAGCCCCGUGGUCGUCCCCCACGUGCUCUGACUACCCAGAAAUCCCUUGCAGGUGUCCACCCUCCUUCCUCCCCUGUGUCCACUACCCAGGGUAAAUCGGAGGGUCCUGAGCGGCCAUCCGAGAAGGUCAAACGGUUGCCUGGAAGGCCACCUGGCUCUGGGGAGAAGAAAAGAGGCCGUCCCCCUUCUUCAAGUAGUCAUAGAGCAUGGCAUACAGGCAGCCAUGCAGCAGGGGAAGACAGCAGACAGUUACGGCCUGAGCCAGGCAUGGACACAGAUGAGGAGAGGGACAGAAAGGGUGCCAAGAGGACGUUAUUGGGCUCCGCGCAGCAGCAGGAGACUGAGGCCAAGUUGCUCAAAGGUGGACGGGGCGAAUCCAAAGUUACUAAGCUGAAGCGGCUGAGAGAAGUCAAACAUGGCCCUCUCAAGUCACGCCUCAAGACUUUACCUGGUGUGCCCAGACGUAGACGAGGGCGACCACCAUCUGCUGAACGGCUUAAAGCUGAGGCAGCAGCCGCAGCGGCUGCUGCCCAGCUGUCCACUGAAUGUGUGGAUGGGAGACACAAAGCCUUUAGGCUCAGAGGGGACAGAAGCACAGAACUACACACUCCCCAGCAUGCCAGGCUCAGGAAUGUGGAUGGCUCUGAGCUCCAGGACUCGUCUAGUCCCCCUGCCUCCCCAUCUCCGUCCAAGCUGGGCAGGCCACUGGGCCUUAGACAAAGUCCUAGACACAUUAAGCCUGUCAGAAUUGUCCCCUCUUCAAAACGCACUGAUGCAACCAUCGCCAAGCAGCUGCUGCAACGUGCCAAGAAAGGAGCGCAGAAGAAAAAGUUAAUGGAGAAAGAAGCUGUUGCCAUCGGUGGACCAAGUGCUGGAGGCGUGGAGGCUGGCAUCAGAAGGAGGAGGAGGACCCAGCUAAAAAACAUUCGACAGUUCAUCAUGCCUGUGGUUAGCACAGUUUCCCUGCGCAUAAUCAAAACCCCGAAGCGCUUCAUCGAAGAUGAGGGCAGCUUUGUUACCCCGCCACCUCACAUGAAAAUGGCACGUUUAGAGACCACCUCUUCGUCUGUCUCUACACCUGCUCAUCCCACAUCCUCUACCAGCACCUCUAGCCCUUCCCCUGCCCUGGUCUCCUCUGCCACUGUUGCUACUAGCACCGGCACCACUCCUCCUGUUGACUCCCUCCCUCCUCCUCCACCCCCAGCCCCUGUUCCGAGUGUUCCCUCAACAGCUGCAAGUCUGCUCAACAGCAGCGCCAACAACACCACCAAUGGCCGGUUCAGCAGCAGUGCAGCAUCCUGUGGCUCCAGCGCUCUGUCACAGCACUCUUCUCAACUCUCUUCUGCAGAGUCUUCCAGAUCCAGCAGCCCGAGCCUGGAUGACUCAUCAUGCGACUCUCAGGCUUCAGAGGCCACACAGGCCCUGUCAGAGGCAGAGGACCACUCACCUUCCUCUCAGGGAGAGAGAGAGGUCAACCUGUUGCACAACUCAAGGCCCCCCUCCCCUCCAUCUGAGCCAGAGCCUGAGCAUGUGGUGAUGGUAGAGAGGGGCCGUCGAGGUCGGAGAGGACCUGGGGUGAGCCAGGGGAGUCUUGGCCAAAGAGGGAAAGUGACACUGACCCCUGGGGCUAAGAAGCCCAUCAUUAGCCCAGCGACAGGAGUGCUGAUGUCCUCCUCUGCCCUUGGAAGUUCCCAGCAGGCCUCAUCCACAACCUCCUCUUCACCUCCACCUCCACCUCUUCUGACCCCUCCUCAGCCCCCCCAGUCAGCUUCCUCCAACACAGCUGCUAUCAGUGAGCACCAUACCCAAUCACCUUGGAUCGUGCCUCAUUCCAUCUCUCCUUUUCUCUCUGGACCUUCAGUGCUCUCCAGCAUGUCGGACAAACGCAGCCGGUCCAUCCUGAGAGAGCCCACCUUCCGCUGGACAUCCCUAUCCUGUACCGAACAGCAGUACUUCUCCUCUGCUAAAUAUGCCAAGGAGGGCCUAAUCCGCAAGCCCAUAUUUGACAACUUCCGUCCUCCCCCUCUGACAGCAAAAGAUGUGGGACUGAUGCCCCAAAGUGCCAGUGGAGCAGGGGGAGCUGCUCCAGUUGCAUUUCCAGCACCAGGCAGUGGAGCAGGGACAGGGACUCGUCUAUUCACCCCCCUGCACCACCACCCCCAUCACCAGCACCCCUCCUCUUCCCGCUUUGAAGCGCCACUUCAGAAGCGCAGCCCGCUGCUACGUGCUCCACGCUUUACACCCAGUGAGGCACACUCUCGUAUUUUUGAAUCUGUUACCCUUCAGUCAUCUUCUGGGAGCAGUCCUGGCUCUCUUUCGCCUCACCAGUCCUCCUCCAGCUCCAGCAGAGCCUCCCGACGAAGGCGGAGACGGGCUUUGGGCACAUUACGUGGCCAACCCCGAUCUCCCUCCCACUCUAUGACCAGACGCAGUAGCCAAAUAGGAGGCCAAAUGUCUGUGGGGAAAGGCUCCUCUGAACUGUCUGUGCUGACAGGCUCUGCCUCUAGUAGUAACCCCAGCUCUUUGCCAGGGGUGUCAGCCAGUACACUUGCCACUAGUGCCUUAACCCCUGCUUCUUUCCACACAUUCUCCACUGCACCCUUGGGCUUGGCCCCACAUGGGGUUUCUGACAGCAGGAGAGGAGGUUCCGGAAACCCGGUGUCUUCAUCCUCCACAUCAUCUUCUUCUUCCCAACUCUUCCCUCUCUUCCCUUCCAGUGCCCAGGACACAGGGCGAGGUGCUGGAAAAGGAGGGAAAGAGAGAAGCACAUCAGCUUCCCAGGAAUCUGUUUCCAAGGAAAAGGAAAGGGAUCAUGACAAAAGCCGAGAAAAGGAGAAUAAGAGGGAGGGGAAGAAGGAUUGGGAGAAAAGAGGAAAAGUCUCUACACCGGAUGCCUCUCCUAAUGCAACUUCCAGCCUCUUCUCCAUGGAUGGCAGGGACACAGAAGACCCUAUGGCAUCCCUCACUCUUAAAAAGACUCCAGGGAGAAAGAAAUUGGUGUCCGUUGAUACUGUUUCUGAAGCUAUCUCUGCAGAGAAGCGUGGGCUCCAUUCUGCUGCUCCCUUGUCAUUUGCUAAGGGGCGCAUACUUAAGAAAGGUAGACCCUCAGAGAAAGGAGCAGAAGUGGAGGAUGGGGAGAAAGAGAGGGAGAAAACAAGUGCUCCUAGCCAGCAGAUGGCAGUUCUUCCUGGACAGCAAGGCAAACAGCUCCCUGCUCCCUCUCUGGGUUCCAUGUUGGCCCAUGCAGAGAAACAGCCUGUAACUGACAAGCGGGUAGUGGGCCUGCUGAAGAAGGCCAAAGCUCAGUUGUUCAAGAUAGAGAAGAGCAAGUCGCUGAAGUCUCCAGACCAGCCUAAAGUCCAGGGUCAGGAGAGCGAUUCCUCUGAGACUUCAGUCCGUGGUCCACGCAUCAAGCAUGUUUGUCGUCGCGCAGCUGUGGCCUUGGGCCAUAACCGGGCAGUUUUCCCUGACGACAUGCCCACACUCAGUGCCUUGCCCUGGGAAGAGAGAGAGAAGAUCCUAUCUUCUAUGGGGAAUGAUGACAAGUCAUCAGUGGCCGGCUCUGAGGAAGCGGAACCCCAGUCCCCUCCCAUAAAACCACGGGAGACACGGCAAAAGGUUGUACAGGAAGCCCCGCCCAAAAAAGGGCGUCGUUCCCGACGGUGUGGACAGUGUUCAGGCUGUCAGGUUCCAGAGGAUUGUGGUGUGUGCACAAACUGUCUGGACAAGCCCAAGUUUGGAGGGCGAAACAUCAAAAAACAGUGCUGCAAGAUGAGGAAGUGUCAGAACCUUCAGUGGAUGCCCUCAAAGAUGUUUCUCCAGAAGCAAGGCAAGGGUAAAAAGGACAAGAAGAAGAACAAGCUGUCCGAGAAGAAGGAGGGCCUCCAUCCUGUCAAAAGUCCUAGCUCAGAGCCAGGUCUCAAACCUAUUCCUGCACUACCAAAGGAGGAGCCGCCACGUAAGAAGAGUGAAACUCCUCCUCCAAAGCAAGGAGAGGAGAAGUCAAGACAGCAACCGCCGUCUCAGCUGUCCUCUCCAAUCCUCGCACCUUCCCCUACUCCAAAUGAAACGCCCAAGGCCCCCAGUGCCGUUACAGCGCAGACCCAGUCUGCCGCCCCAACACCAGACUCCAAGCAGCUCUCAGCCCCUAGUAGUAUCCCCAGUAGAAAGGGAAAUAAACUACAGCAAUCCCUACCUGCAUCUUCCUCUUCAUCAUCUUCUUCCUCCUCCUCCUCUUCAUCAUCAGCCCAGAACUCUCCUGCACAAUCUACCCAAUCCCCACAACCAUCUCAACAACUGCAGCGUCCACUAACAAAUCAGGCACCUCCAAAAAAGGACGCCCCACUCAAAAUUUUGCCAAGUGAGCUCAAGAAGAAGCCCCAGCAGCAGUCAUCACAACAACAGAGCUCAGCUAUAACCACACCUGAUAAAGCCCUUGAGUUGAAACAGUUAAAGAAGCCCAACCCUCGGUCUCUUCCUCCACCUCCUAAACAGAAACCAAAAGACAUGCCACUGGCUGCUAAACCCCAAAGCAGCAGUACUUUAAACUGGCGGAGCACUCCCUCGAUUGGGGGCCAGGCCAAGCCCAGAGCGCCCUGCGACGGAGUGCAUCGUAUCAGAGUGGAUUUCAAGAGAGACCAUGAUGUGGAGAGGGUGUGGGAGGCUGGCGGCCUCAGCCUGCUCACCUCUGUGCCUGUCACACCCAGGGUGCUCUGCUUCCUGUGUGCCAGCAGUGGCAAUGUUGAGUUUGUCUUCUGCCAGGUAUGCUGUGAACCGUUCCAUCUCUUCUGCUUGGGGGAGACAGAGCGCCCCCUCCAAGAGCAGUGGGAGAACUGGUGUUGUCGACGAUGCCGUUUCUGCCAGGCUUGUGGACACCAGCACCAGAAAACCAAACAGCAGUUGCUAGAGUGUGACAAGUGCCGUAACAGCUAUCACCCAGAGUGCCUGGGUCCCAACCACCCUACGAGACCCACCAAGAAGAAGAGAGUCUGGAUCUGCACCAAGUGUGUGCGCUGUAAGAGUUGUGGAGCCACAAAACCAGGGAAAUCCUGGGAUGCCCAGUGGUCACAUGACUUUUCCAUGUGUCACGACUGUGCCAAACUCUUUGCUAAAGGGAACUUCUGCCCACUGUGUGAUAAGUGCUAUGAUGAUGAUGACUAUGACAGCAAGAUGAUGCAGUGUGGUCGCUGUGAACAUUGGGUCCAUGCCAAGUGUGAGAACCUCACAGAUGAAAUGUAUGAACUGCUGUCCAAGCUGCCUGAGAGUGUCGCCUACACAUGCACGAACUGUACGGAGCGCCAUCCGGCCGAGUGGAGAUCAGCCUUAGAGAGGGAGCUGCAAGGCUGUGUCCGGCACGUCCUCACUGCACUGCUCAAUUCCCGCACCUCAACGCACCUGCUACGUUACCGACAGGCUGUGAAACCUCCCGAGUUGAACCCAGAGACAGAGGAGAGUCUCCCAUCCCGUCGCUCUCCUGAAGGCCCAGACCCUCCAAUACUGACUGAAGUCACUCCAUCCCUCCCCAGCGACUCUCCUCCAGACUUGGAGUCUGUAGAAAGGAAAAUGAAUCAAGGCCGUUACAAGUCAGUGCUGGAGUUCAGUGAUGACAUAGUGAGGAUCAUUCAGACGGCUAUGAACAGUGACGGAGGGCAGCCAGAGAGCAGAAAGGCUAACAGUAUGGUCAAGUCCUUCUUUAUCAGGCAAAUGGAGCGGGUCUUCCCAUGGUUCAAAGCAAGAGAGUCCAGAUUCUGGGAAGCACAAAAAGUCUCAGCUAACAAUGGUCUCCUCCCCAAUGCUGUGUUGCCUCCAUCCCUUGACCACAACUAUGCACAGUGGCAGGAGAGAGAAGAACAAUCCCGGUCUGAGCAGCCACUUCUCAUGAAGAAGAUCAUUCCCGCACCACGGCCUAAAACCCCUGGAGAACCAGACUCUCCAACCACUCCGCUUCCACUCCCUCUGUCUUUACCCCCACCACCCCCACUGCUACCUGACCGUGAAGACAGUCCAGAGCUCCCUCCCCCACCAGGUGUGAGUGAUAACAGGCAGUGUGUUCUGUGUCUAAAGUACGGGGAUGAGAACACAAACGAGGGUGGCAGGCUACUGUAUAUUGGUCAGAAUGAGUGGACCCAUGUCAACUGUGCCCUGUGGUCUGCUGAGGUGUUUGAAGAUGAUGACGGCUCUCUGAAAAAUGUUCACAUGGCUGUUCUCAGGGGCAAACAGCUGCGCUGUGAGAAGUGUCAGAGGCCUGGGGCCACGGUGGGCUGCUGCCUCACCUCUUGCCCCAGUAACUACCACUUCAUGUGUGCACGCCAGUGCCAGUGUGUUUUCCUGGAGGACAAGAAGGUCUAUUGCCCAAGGCACAGGGACCUCAUCAAGGGCGAAAUGGUGUCUGGUUUUGAGGUGACUCGCAGGAUCCUGGUGGACCUAGAGGGCAUCAGCCUGAGGAGGAAGUGGCUGGGAGGACUGGAGCCUGAGAAUGUACACAUGAUGAUAGGAUCAAUGACUAUUGAUUGCUUAGGGAAACUGACCGAACUCUCUGACUGCAAGCACAAACUCUUCCCAAUAGGAUAUCAGUGUUCCAGGGUGUAUUGGAGUACUUUAGAUGCCCGUAAGCGCUGUGUUUAUACCUGUAGAAUCCUUGUUUGUCACCCACCAGUAGUAGACUCUGAUCUGAAGGGAAUCCUGGCCCUAGAGGAGAAUCGUACCAUAGCACACAGUCCCCCUCCAUUACCAGACUUUCCAGAUCCAUUUGACUCCCCGUGGCGCUCUGAUGCCCUUUCUCCUUCCAACACCCCUAAACUUAGGGUUUACACCAGGAACCGACACCCCAGCUACCCACCCUGUCAGCGCUUACCAGGCCCCAGACCCAUGCCCUCUACAGGGGGUUCCACCCAGUCCCAAAGCCAUGAGAUUGUGACAGUAGGAGAUCCCUUGCUGAACCCGAGCAUGCAGAAUAUUGCCUCAAGACGACACAGUACCCCCUCUCUCUCCCCUCCUUCCCACCAGUCCAACCGUCAGAGAGCAGUGACCUCCCCAUCACAGGCCGUGUUAAGGCCUCUCACCUCACCCCCUCCCCUCAUUCCCUCCCCUGCCAGAGACCCAGAGAAGGCUAGACACUAUGGCAAAGAUUCAAGCCAGAAGGAUGGUGACAGAGGCAGAUUAUCCUCCACAGACAGGAACAGACCACCACCAUCCAAAGACCAAAGCCUCAGGGACACUGACAAAGGGAGAAUAUUCAGCAGAGACCAAGCCUCCAAGGAUUCUGAAAAGAAUAGAAUGACAAGAGAACUUGGACAGAAAGACUCUGACAAGGUCAGGCUACCCUCCAAAGAGCCAGAGAAGGGAAAACCAUUGGGUCAAGACCCCGGUGUGAAAGAGAGUGAACGAGCAAGGCAACUCAGUCGGGAUCCCAACUUUAGGGACUCCGAGAAGAGUAGACAGGCAAGCAGAGACACUGAGAAGGGGAGACAGGCAAGCAAAGACUCAAGUAAUAGAGACACAGACAAGAGCAAACUUUCCUGUAAAGAUCCAAACUAUAAGGACACUGAAAAAGGUAGGCCACUCAACAGAGAUGCUGGGCUUAAGGAUUUAGACAAGCAGAGACAGUACAACAAGGAUACAGAUAGAGGAAAAGCCACUGGCCAAGAUAAAGGCAGACCUUCCAGUCGAGACUCUGACAGAGGCAGACCACCCCCUAGAGACUCUAGCUACAGAAGCACAGAGAGAAACCGAGACUCUGGCUCAGGGAAAGACAGAAGCACCAGCAGUCAAUCCAAACAGGCAGGAGGGGAGAGUAAGGGUCCCAGACUGGCACCUGCAGGCUCAGGCCAGUCCUCACCUCCCAUGGGCACUGCUGUUCUCACAGGACAGCAGAGAAGUGGCAGCUCCAAGCAAGCAGACAAGCAGGGGAAACAGGGAAGCAAAGACCAGGAUGUCUCAGCCGGCCUGAGUUUGUUGCCUCGCCAGCGGUCUUCUUCAACCUCUAAUAGUAUCCAGCCCAAGGACAAACUCAUCCCAGGGAAAGAAAGCCGACCAGGUACUGGGACAUCCAUGCCGGCCAUUCUCCAUAAAGAGAUUGUUGUUGGAAAAUCUGGCUCGCCGCAGUCUUCAUUUCAGAAGAGUGACACACGGAAGUCACAUGACUACAUAUUAGGGCCGGCCCCUGCAGCUGCUUUGAAACCACUUUGGUCAUGUAGGGCAUCAGUUGAUGAUGAUAUCAUCAAGCGAAGCUCCUCGCACCAGGUCUUGCCUGCAGCCCUAGCAGCCAAAGACAAAAUCUCCAAAGUAAGGGCAGGAAAUAAAGAGGCUUUGAAAGAUUGCGACAGAGAGAAGACUCUCUAUAACAGUAACACCAGCAAUAAGAGCUCCCUUCUCAACAACAAUACUAAAGCUACAGGUCUCUCCAAUACACAUACUCAAACCGCUAGCACUCGUAACAGCAGCAACAGCAAGCCUCCCAUUCUGGGAAACAGCACCAAAUCCCAAGGAAAAGCUGACGUGGAGAAGCAGGGGGGACCGGUAGGAGACAGGUCAUCCACUAAGAACAGAGAAAUCUUCUCCUGUUCCGAGAAAAAGAGCAACUCCAGCCUGGAAAACUUACAGCUGCAGCAGUCUAGUUUGGCUCCAGAAAGAGGACAGAAAGCCCUCUCUCAGUCUCACUCUAAAGGAACGACUAAUCAACUGCCACUGUCCUCCAGAGACAAAAAGAGGCCUGGAAAACCUCCCUCUGUAGUCCCUGUAAUGACUGACAUUAAGACUGACCCUAACGGGACCAGCAAUGUUAACAGGACCCCCUCUUGCAGCUUUAGCAGCCCCACCACCACAACCACCACAGUUUCUCCUGCAGGCCAGGGGACCCGCCGGUCUGCUAGCUCCACCCUUUUCUCCUCCCCCUCUGCCAGCAGCAGUGACAGCUCUGAGUCUGACUCCCAGACACACCCAGAAGAGGAUGAACGGUGCAAAGAGCCCUCAGGCAGCGACUGCCAAGACCACCACAGUCUCCAUACUCAAUGCAUUGAGGAUGAGGGUGAUGAGCCAGAUGAGGACAAUGAUAAAGACAUGGACGAUAAGCACCAGGAGGAUGACAGUGAUGGCUCUGGCUCAGCCAAGCGGAGAUACCCUCGACGCAGUGCUCGGGCACGCUCCAAUAUGUUUUAUGGCCUCACUCCAUUCUAUGGCGUGCGCUCAUACGGGGAAGAAGACCUCCCUUUAUAUGGCAGUGGCGAUGGCAGUGGGGGAGUUGCUAAGAGGAGGACAGGUGGAAGCAAAAGGUCAGCUGAGGGGCAGGUGGAUGGAGCCGAUGAUAUGAGCACCUCCUCUUCCUCAGGCGACAGUGGAGAAGAUGAGGUGGGUGGGAUGAAACAUAGGGAGAAAGAUCCUUAUUACUACAAUUUCACCAGAACUAUCAUCAACCCAGGCGGAGGACUACCCUCUAUAGAGGGAAUAGACCAAUGCCUGGGUAGGGGCUCCCAGCUUCAGCGCUUUCUCAAAGAUGAAGAGCAGCAGCAACAGAAGGGACAAGCAAGUGUUGGAGAAGACCUGCUGAACACCAUGAGCUUGGCCAAGCAGCAGAUUGGCCAGUUUGAUGGUGUGGAUGAUGGUUCAGAGAGUGAUGCUAGCAUCUGCACCACCAGCACCACAACCACUACAGCAACUUCCUCCUCCAACUCCCACAAGAACACUGGAAAAAGGAGAGGCAGAGAAAGACACACUGAGAAACUUGAGUCCCAUGAUUCGGGCAAGGAGGCUGACAGCAGUAGUGGAGCAGCUGCAGGAGGGGGCAGCACUAACAGCCGCGAAGGCAGAAAGAACCAGAAAGAUAACUGUCUCCCUCUUGGAGCGGGAGUUAAGUCCGGGUCACAGAGUCAAAGUCAGGAUCCCCUAGAAGCCCAGCUAUCCCUCAGCACAGACCUGCUUAAGUCUGAUUCUGACAACAACAACAGUGACGACUGUGGUAACAUUCUGCCAUCAGAUAUAAUGGAGUUUGUCCUCAACACACCCUCCAUGUCCAUGCAGACUCUUGGUCAGCAAUCUGAGCCCUCCUCUUCAGAGCUCCUGUUGGAUGAGGGCUAUGUUGGUGUGGACGUCAACCGGCGAAAGGAUAUCUUGUUUGAGGACUUUCCCCAGCCAAUGUCAAGCACAGAGAGUGGAGGGGUAGUGGAGAGCAGUGUGAGCAGUUCUAUAACUGUAGAGGAGCCCUAUGAUCUUCCUUUGGAGCUGCCUUCUGACCUCUCUGUUCUGACCACUCGCAGCCCCACUGUCAGUAGUAGUCAGAAUCAUACUACUGGGAGUCUAAUUUCAGACAACACGGACCGCACAAUUUUAGGAUUGACCUCUGACCCAGAAACAAUCAGUACUGAGAAGGGUAAUGACAAGAAGAGAGGAGGGUCAAGUGUGUCACCAUCUGAGAACCAGCAUGAGGGCACAGCUUUAGCAAAUAGGGAUACUCAGCCUCCAGGUAACCAGGAUGUAGCAAGAAAUUCUGGAACCCCCGGUCUGCCUAGCUCCCCAUCCCUCCCUCUUCAGGGUCAGAAGUACCUCCCUGCCUCAGCUGCAGCAGCAGCCAGCCCGGGCCCAGUGCCAGGCCCAGGGCCUUCGCAGGCCAAGGUUGCCAUUCAAGCAAACAUCAAAUCUGGCCCUGAGAAGCUUAUUGUCGUCAAUCAGCAAUUCCGGCCCCUUUAUGUGCUUCAGACCCUCCCUAAUGGUGUUACCCAAAAAAUCAAUGCCACAGGAGUGAUGGAUACCAACUCUCCAACAGUUUUGAGCUCCAUGACUCUCACGGCGGGUCUAAAUACAGGCCUUUCCACAGGCCAGUCAAUCUUCCCUGCAGGAGGAAAAGUCCUGGGCACCAUGCCCCAUCACCCUCAGAUCCACACAUUUACAGGAACUACCCAGACAGGAUUUCAGACUGGCAUUCCCAGCACUACAUCAGGGCUCCUGAUUGGGGUGCCCUCCCAGCCCCAUGACCAGUCCCAAAUUCUGGUUUCAGAGGCUGGACGGCCACGCGAGUUGGGGCCCAAUGUCGCCAUAGUGUCCAGCCCCUCCACCCUUACUUCAUCCCCAGCUGUGCUGGCCUCUGCACAUGGCAAGAAGAGACCAAUUUCUCGUCUUCAGCCAAGAAAGACCAAAAAAUUGGCCCGCUCCCGCAGCCAGCCUACUCUAGCUCCAUCUGAUGUGGGCCACCCUCACAACAUGACCCUCAUCAACCUGUCAUCCCCUCAGAUAACUGCCAGCAUCCCUGGCCAGCCUGGUGGGCUUGUUGAGUUAAGCACCAUCUCCACCUCCCAACGCAAAGUACCCAAUAUUAUUAAGAGGCCAAAAUCUGGCGGGGUUAUGUACAUUGAGCCUACUACUCUCCUUCAGCAGCGGAUGCCUAUACCUGCUGGUGCCCAGCCAGGUAUUUUGGGCCAUGAUUCCUCUACUCACCUUCUGCCCUGCACCGUCUCCAGUCUUAACCCGAACCAGUCAGUGCUGAAUGUUGUUUCUGUGCCACCUAGUGGAACUACUGGUCUUCUUGCUUCAGGAUCUGUCUCUCUCUCCACUCCUGUUCUCAGCUCUACUGAGAUUCCGGGACCAAUUAGCAACCUCCUCUUUAAGGCUGGUCCUCAUGGUUUGGGCCUGUCUGAUCAGCCAAUGGUUCUUCAGUCAGCAGGUGGAGCGCCCAUGAUGUCCCAGCUAAGCUCCCCUGGACAGACAUCCAUUGCCAGCAACAUCUGUGUCCUGCCCUCACAACAAACCAUUGGCAUGACUGUCAGUCAGCAAGGAGAGACAGACAGCAGUGUUGGCCCUCUCCAACAUCAAACCCAGUCAGUUAACAGAUCCCAGACCCUGGAUUCAAGCCCUAACAACACGCCUGCUUGUGUAACUUUAGCUUCUGGUUCUGCCACCAACCCAAGCUCUAACAAGGGACAUGUUGUUGGGGUUUUCUCCCAAACCAAGGCCUCAGGACAUUGCCAAAGCUCUAGAAUCAACCCCAUUUCCAGGUCUUCAGAUCAAAGGCAGCCUAACUCCACCCCAGUUGUAUCAGCAUCAGUAACUGUGUCAGGACCAGAAAAGGGCAAGCAGAAAACCAAGAGGAGCAGACAGAGUCCAGACAAAAUCAGUGGGAAGAAGCUGAAGGCUUGCCAGGCAGAGGAACAUCACAGCAAUGCAGGGCGAAGAACUACUUCAUUAAACCAAGGGUCAAGAGAGCUGUGCUCUCCUGAACCUAUGGACACUGGCAAGGCCACAGAUAAGGGGCCCAACAAAAGUGUCCUCGGUACAAAGGCCUCUGAAACACCUGCUCUAAUGGGGAAAGCUGUGGAGAAGGACAAAAUAUCUGGUGGGGCAGGGGGACCGGGGUCCCUAGCUGUUACCUCUCCCCCAGACCAGGAAGGUAAUGGAAGGGAUAUAGCCCUGGACAGCAAACCCAAGAAGGGCAUCAUCUUUGAAAUCUGCAGUGAAGAUGGAUUCCACAUCCGCUGUGAGAGUAUCGAAGAGGCUUGGAAAUCCCUGACUGAUAAAGUGAAACAGGCUCGUUCCAAUGCCAGGCUCAAAGAGCUCUCCUUUGAAGGAGUGAAUGGGUUGAGGAUGCUGGGUGUCGUCCAUGAAGCAGUAGUUUUCCUGCUGGAGCAGCUGUAUGGCUCCAGACACUGUAGGAGCUACCGCUUCCGUUUCCACAAGCCUGAGGAGACCAAUGAACCUCCUCUCAACCCCCAUGGUUCAGCCCGUGCAGAGGUGCACCACAGGAGAUCUGUGUUUGAUAUGUUCAACUUCCUGGCCUCCAAGCACCGCCAGCCCCCAGAGUACAGGCCUCAUGAAGAGGAAGAGGAGGAAGGGUUGCUUAGGACUGCUAGACGUGCCUCCAUGGAGCUACCCCUGGCAGUUAGAUUCAAGCAGCUCAAAACCACCUCCAAGGACACCGUUGGGGUGUACAGAUCUCCCAUCCACGGUCGAGGUCUGUUUUGCAAGAGGCCCAUCGAUGCAGGGGAAAUGGUGAUUGAGUAUUCAGGCAAUGUCAUCCGUUCAGUGCUCACUGACAAACGGGAAAAAUAUUAUGAUGGCAAGGGGAUUGGCUGUUACAUGUUCCGCAUUGACGACUAUGAGGUAGUAGAUGCUACGGUACAUGGCAAUGCCGCCCGCUUCAUCAACCAUUCCUGUGAGCCUAACUGCUACUCACGUGUCAUCACAGUGGAUGGCCAGAAGCACAUUGUCAUCUUUGCCUUUCGUCGCAUCUACUGCGGGGAGGAGUUAACCUAUGACUACAAGUUUCCCAUUGAGGAUGCCAACAACAAGCUGCCAUGUAACUGUGGCGCCAAGAAGUGUCGCAAGUUCCUCAAUUGAUGUCCCUUCCUCCAACCUAUCUGAAGGGGUUAACAUGUCCCUCAUGUAGUUGUGCCACAUCUAAUUCUUAUGUGAUGUUCAGGAGGGUGUUUUGACAAGUAAUUUGGCCAUGGCACUAGCUAUAUUACAGGUGUCCAGUGUGCCCUUUCAGCAUAGGGCCACAACUGCAGAAGGACACUAGCUGUAGCAUGGCUUUGGCUUGCUAGUGCUGGCUGAGCAGAGGCCAGAGAUGGAGCAAUAGUGGGUCAUAUUAUAUAUGCAGGUGAGGCCAUUGGAGCAGGGGGCCUAUUGUUUAAAGAGAAAUAAAUUAUUGUGCCUCCUUUUGUUUGGUUUACUUGUGCGGUGGGUUCAGCUUGAGAGGUGAGCUAUGAAAUGUUUAGCUAGCACCUUCACAGAAUUGCGAGUUUAACCGUUUAUACACACACACACACACACACACUUGGAAGGUAAAAAGUUCCUUUUCAUUUUUACAUUGGCCCAUUCCCCUUAAUUUUCUAGAAAGAUUUGUCAUUCCUUGGAAGGUAAUAGAUGGAAGAAAAAGCAAAAACAAAAAGAACCCGUUCAAGAGUCCCGUUUUACACCAAAGUGCAAUUUGUUGAAGGAAACAGUCAUUUCAAUGGAAAGAGAAAAGCAGAAAGUCCUGUUUGUUUUUUUUCUCUUGGUGUCAUCUGUUAUUGAAACACAUCUUGUCAGAAUGUGUCCAGAUGCCUUUAGAGCUUACAAUAAAUUGGAACCUUCCCCUACCCAGGAUGCUUAAAAUCUCAUUGCUGUUUAUGGAAGACACUGUAUAUAGGAGGUUGCCCAGGAACUUGUCCAGAGCAGCCUGGUGAAAGCAGUACCGGUGCAAAACACUAGGGGGAGCUUUGGUAAUUUUAAAGAACAGAAGAGACGUGCAAAGGAAAGGGAGGUGAAAUUGUAGAUUUGUACAAAACAAAACAGAUGUUAGUUUGGUCAUUUGUGUUGAGAAUGACGGCUACAAGAGUAUUUAGACUGAGUGUUAAGUCUGUCAACUAGGUAGCUAUGUAGACAUGUUAAUGAUUUGAUAAAGCUUCUUGCCUUGAGGAAGCUUGGCAGCUGGAGAUUCUGGUGGACUGACAGCAAAGGGGACUGGAGAAUUCUACUGUUGUGCUUUAACAGUCACAUGUUUAUCAUUCAUUUUUUGAGGGGUGGGCAAAAUCCAUGAUCAAGAAAGAGUUAUUCAUGGAUUUUGAGCAUUGAGAAAUAUAUGGACAGUAGUACUGCAUAUUUCUGCAUGCUGUUGUUUAAAUUUAUUUGGAAAUUAUAACAGCUUGGAUUUUCUAAAAAAAAAAAAAAGAAAAAGAAAAAAAAGUUCCAAAUUACAACAGCAGAGACAACCAAACAUAAUUAACCCUUGAACAGAAUCUACACAGAAGUUAUUGACUUCUACCAGGCCUGUUGUUAUAGCAAUUACUAUGGAAAAAGAUGUUUUUAUUUGUAUUGUAUUGGUAUUCAGUCUUUUUAAAGUCAUGUUUGUUAUCUGUCUUUAUUUUUAUGGACAGGGAAUUAUCAUGCUUGCUUUUGAAAAGAGAUGUAAAUAAUAGUGUAUAUUUUUCUACACAAAAAAACUAAAAAGCACUCACUAGUGAAUAGCACUUAAUGAUGGUAUUUAUAUUUUUAAGAAAUCGUAUUUAUUUAAUUGCCGUUUUUGUAGGAACUAGAGAAGUUUACAAACACUAAUGCUUGGUCUCUACAUUUUGUAUUCAGCUGCCUUUUCAAAGUUGUUAUUUUAUUUUAAUUUUUUUUUCUAUUUUAUUUUAUUUUUUUAGCCUGAAUGUUUUCUUUGAUUCCAAAGACUGACGCUGGUCUGUGGCUUGGUCCCAUUGAAAUCAGUCCACCAGUAACACUCUAU